Prorocentrum cordatum is the source of this 3273-nucleotide messenger RNA. The record is from the annotation of a GenBank genome assembly. NCBI's taxonomy places the organism in Eukaryota, Dinophyceae, Prorocentrales, Prorocentraceae.
AGGGGCCGAAGUGGUGCGGCCGGCUCGCGCGCCAGCGCCCAUCGCGGGAGCGGCCGGGCGCCGCCCGGGGAGGAGCACGCGCCCUCCCCCCCCCCUCCCCCGGCGCCAGCGGGGGGGGCUGGCAGGCGGCAGCCAUGCAGGCCCAGUUGAUCGCCAGCACGCUCGCAGAGGACGGUCUCGAUGCCCGAGAGGCAAAGGACCGCAGGAAACUGGCGCAGAAUAUCGGCAAAUGGAAGCGCAGGAGGUCUCUGAUGAAGAUUGUGAGCUCUCCCAUCCUGCCGACCAGAGACGUGGUAAAGGACGCGAUAUUCUUCAAGAAGCUGUUCUUCUACGCCGAGAAAUGCGGUUACCUUCAGCAUCGCGAGGGUGAACAAGUUCUCCAUAUCGUGACGUUUCGACGCUUUCUUCGGAGAUACUAUUUCUUCCUGGGGAUUGAUUUUGAUUCACAGGUGGAGUGGUCCAGUGGAGUGCACAAACUUCCAACGUGGAUCAAGUGGGAAGAUAUCCAGAGAGCGCUCGAUACAGAAGACUUCCAUGAAGAGUCACUCGAGAUCAGUCUUCAAAGGAGUUGUUUCGAAAGGUUGAAUGCGGUUCUCGACGAUAGUGAUUCUAUCAUGGGGAAUUUAUGGACGGCAUUCGUCAUGUCUUGUAUUCUGGUAAGUCUUGCUUCCAUCGUUGUUGGGGAAGACAGUUUCCCUCCCUACACGGAUGAAUUUUGCAUUAUUGUGUUUUCGAUCGAGUACGUACUGAAACUUUUGUGCGCCGGGUGUUGCCGGCGCAUCUUGAAUAGCGAUGAGAGCAUGUGGGCUGAAAUUGUGCCCUCGCAGGAUCCCAACGAGCCUUUGGUACCUGAGGAGACUCCGACUGUUAAGAUACUAAGUUAUGUGUGUUCACCCGUGAAUUUGGUCGACCUGUUUGCUAUACUCCCAUUUUGGCUUAGAGUGAUUUUUUCUACGACGAAGAUGAAUUUGAGUUUCUUACGUUCUGUGCGGAUUCUUCGCGUACUUCGCAUCAUGAAGUUCGGAUCGUUCACUAAGGAUUUCAAGUUGAUGGGGGCAGUAUUUGCAAAGAGCACGGGCGCGAUUGUAGCUAUUGCUCUGACCCUGUCGAUGUUGUCUAUCUUGUUUGGCGCUGUCAUGGCGCAGUUUGAGGGUGAACUUAUAGAGAGGAACCUGGAUGGUGCCAUCUGGGAAAGUAAUGAAAAAUGGCACGACAUGGUGGACCCUGAUGGGGACGGUCAUGAUGACAUUCCUAGAACCAUGCUGUGGGUCGCGGGGCGGAUGACGAACAUGCAGGCGAGCAUGAGGGACAAGAAGGUCAUUCCGGCCAGUUGGCCAAACCAGGUGAUUGUGCACAUCCUGGGCAUCAUGAAGGGCUUCGUUUUCCUGCUCCCGCUGGGACAGAUGCAGCAGUUCUUCAGAAGCCAGGCGCAGUCGGCCAAGGAUUUGGACGAGCUGGAGUACCAGGUGGAGGAGGAGUUGCACAUAAAGGUCGGCCAGCACUGGACCAGUGCGCACACCGUCCCUUUCGCCUUGGUGGAGGUCUUCCCCGCAGAGGAGCGCAUCGGCAUCGGCGGCGCCGAGCCUCCUCGCGGAGUGGGCUCUGGGAUACUGAACUUGCCCCUCAGCGAGGGGAGGAGCGAGGACCCCAGCGUCGUCCUCUGCCCGAUCACCGGCCUGCAAGCGUGCGGUGUGAUCCCAGACCCCGAUGCGUUCCCGUCCAUCUUCUUCGAGGUCAUGUGGGCCAGCGAACAGGACGGGCGCCAUAUCAAGCGGGCGGACGGCUUUGUGGAAGACGGGGUGCUCACGAUCCGUGUGGUCUCUGGCAUCAACUUCCCGUCGGAGAGCUCAGGCUGGAAGCUGCGCGUCAGCGUGCCCGAGCACCUCUUCGGGAGGGGCGCCAAGGCGAGCCGGUACACUUGCGCCAGCGUCAACACGCCCGAGGAGCCUUUCUGGGACAUCCACCUCCAGUUCAACGUUGACUGGGGUAGACGAUGCGAUACCCCGCGCCAUGGCAGCCCGAAGCGGAAGCCGAGGCAGGACAGUCAGAGCAUUAGCCAGCUGGAAGAAUGCAUGAAGGAGCAGCUGGCCACUCUGAGCCGCAUCGAGGAAGCCGUCCAGGACAAGCUCAAGAUGCGCCAGGAGAAAGUCCAGGCGGCUGAGCUUCGGGUGGGCGCGGCCAUCGUUGUGGUCAGCCCGUCUGGGGCCAAGAGGGAGUGCACCAUCGUCGACUUCCAAGGGGACCAGGUGAAGAUACACUACAACGGCUUCGACCAAGUUAACGAUGAGUGGCUCACGCAGUUCUCUGACCGCAUUCUGGACGGGCGUCCGCCCGGCUCCGCCCGGUGGCUCGUCCCCGACCCCGCGCCCGCCCCGGGCUCGGGCGAGAGCUUCCUCCCGCCCAUCCCGGAGCCGGCGCCUGUCCUCUAGCACGCCCUCCCGCGGAAGGCGCAGCACCGGCACCGUGAUGGGGUGAGGAGGGUCGGCACCGCCGUCCUCAGGCGGAGGUCGGGCCCGCACAAGACGGGGCCCGCCUGUGCGCCUUGUUUGUCUGUCGUUGCGCCGUCUGCUGUCCCUCGCCUGCUCGGGGUCUGCCCCGCCUUCGCCACAGGGGGGGAGGACCUCGAUGCCGUGCCAGACGGAGGUCGGCUGCGGGGGCUCGUCGCGGAGCCGGGUGGGAGCGCACGCACGGAGCAUCCGGCGCGUGCGUCGGCGGCGGGCCCCGCUCCCGUGCGGAGUCGGCGCGCUCCGUCGCCCAAUCGGGUGGCACGGGUGCCGCAACUGUUCGACUUAUCCUCAUCCGAAUACAUCCUCGUCCUGGCUUCGUCUCAGAUACAUGGUCGACCCCGCGCGCCCCGUGGGGGGGCGCGCGCCGCGCCAUCCUUUUUGCCAUGCGCCUCAUGCCGCCCCGUGGUGGAGCAAACGCCGCCCUCACGCGCCCGUGGCGGGAGCAGUUAACGAAUGCGUGUUUGGUGUCUGGCCCACGGGUGAACGGUGACAGUACGGUGCCAAAGUCGCCGCGCCCGCCCAUAUUCCUUUGCUGUGCAGUUCCUAGCAGGUCGAUUUGUGCACCGGCCCUGGUACGACCUUGAAUUUGGCCUCGUCUGGCUCAUUAUGAGGCCUGAUCUGGCCUUUAUAAUCUGCCUUGAGAUGCCCAGCCUAAUGUGGCCGAGUCGCUCUGCAAUCUUGUUUCCUUCAGACUGCCAGAUUGCUCUCGCCCACGAAGACCUCCCAGGACUUGUCAGCUUGAGUGCAGAGUGUCUUCUCCGCGCCC